Camellia sinensis is the source of this 1436-nucleotide messenger RNA. Its product is annotated as GDSL esterase/lipase 7. Lineage: Eukaryota; Viridiplantae; Streptophyta; Magnoliopsida; Ericales; Theaceae. The record is from RefSeq and is a predicted model, not a curated record. Gene Ontology annotation, molecular function: hydrolase activity, acting on ester bonds.
GUUCAACAAACCUUUGGUUUUCUUCAUGCCCAUGACUCUCUUUUUUCAGGAAACCUUCCUACCCCAUUUUCUACUUAUCCAAACUCAAUUCUCUUCAAUUUUCUUGUCAAGAAACUGUAGGGAAAAACGAUGAUGAGGGGGGAGAAUCAUAUGAUGUUGGUACUCUUUUGUUUGAUUGUUUUCUCUCAUUUUCUUCCCUUAGUGAACUCAAAUCCUCAACUCGCACCAGCUUUUUAUGUCUUUGGGGAUUCUUUGCUGGACAGUGGCAACAACAAUCUGUUGCCAACUUUAGCUAGGGCAAACUUCAAGCCUUACGGUGUUGAUUUCCCCGGAGGAGCUACCGGGAGAUUCACCAAUGGUAGAACUGUUGCUGAUUUUUUAGCUGAGUUUCUUGGGCUGCCAUUGUCUCCGCCGUACUUGAGUUUCCGGCGAUUGGAAACGUCGACGGGAUUGAAUUAUGCAUCUAGCACUUGCGGCAUUCUUCCGGAAACUGGAACCUCUGCUGGAAAAUGCUUGAAUUUGGAUGAGCAAAUUGAUUUGUUUGAAAAAACAGUUAGAGAGGAUUUACCAAAGCUCUUCAAAAACACAGAAGGGCUAUUAGAGUACUUGUCAAAGUCAAUCUUUCUCAUAGCUACAGGGUCUAACGACUACAGCGGCAACUACCUCCAACCCAAUAGCUAUUCAAGCAGACUUUACUCUCCUCUCUCCUUUGCCCAACUUCUCACACAAUCUCUAUCCCAAAAACUUGAGAGACUAUACAAAUUAGGAGCCAGAAAAGUAAUAACAUUUGAAAUAGGACCAAUUGGGUGUCAACCAUCAAUUUCAAGGCAAUAUAUGCACAAAUAUGGACAGUGUGUUGAAGAGAUCAACAACCUUGUUUCAUUAUUCAAUGAUCAACUUGCUACUGUGCUAUCCAAAUUGACAUCUACUCUCCCUGGCUCGGCUUUCAUCCUUGGCCAUGAUUACGGGCUCACCUAUGACGCUAUCAGAAAUCCCUCUACCUAUGGGCUAACAGACACAAGUGAUCCAUGCUGCACAACCUGGUUAAAUGGGACAUCAGCAUGCAUCCCUGAGAUAGCACCAUGCGCCAACCCAAAUGAACACUUCUUCUGGGAUGGUUUUCAUCCUACUGAAGCUGUGUAUUCAGUCAUUGCAUCACAGUGUUUCAAUGGUGACUCUGUUUGCAUUCCAACAAAUCUCAAAAUGCUCACACAAAUUUGAAGAUAUAUAUAUAUAUAUAUAGUAUUUGUAAUCCAUUUGGUAAACAAGGUGUGAAAUAAAAAUGGUAAGAAUAUGAUUUUUCUUUGUUCUUUUUUCAUUUAGGUGAGGAAAGAAAAAUAAUAAUUGUAUUUUUUUUUUUUCUUUGGGAUGAACAAUUAAGAAAAGUGGAUGUAUGUGUUAUUUUUAUUUUCAAUGUAUUGUAGUUAGAUGGGCAA